AUGUCGAUCAAUUCGUUCAUGUCUGAAACACAGCAGGAGGAUGCUGAAUGGAUGUACCCAAGCUAUGAGGACGAGUCUCGUCCUGCUGGCACACCGUCCGCCGAGGAAACACCCGGCACAGCAGGUCCCGUGAACAAUAUAGCAACGUUCACGGCGAUGGCCGCCGAAGCUGGUAGCUUACCGACGCUAGGGAUGGAGCUACUGGAUCUAGAUAACAAGGACCAAGUGAACACGUUCAUUUCCAUGACGCCGCACAUGCCACCUGAAUGCGCACCACUCUUUGCCAGCCUGCAAAAAUGCCUCCAAAUGCGUGACAAGUACAUGAACGAGAGUCUCCAGGCGAACCUGUAUGACAAUCCGAAGAACUGGGAUGCCGAGUACUGUGCAGAAUGGGCGGCGGAGCACAACGUCGAUGUACCAGCACCCGCCAUGCAAGUGGCGCCGAAUUCCGUUCGCAUUGAUGGAUGUGCCAUGGAUACGGUGCAUGGCCGUCCCAAGCCAUGGCGCAUCUAUCCACCCCCACCCCGCCCACACUGGGAGCAGUUUUCUCCAGCGCCCACGUCGACGUUCGUGCGUGAGUCCACUGAGGAGAACGGCACGUCGCUCCAUGCGCCACUGGAGCCUGCAUCGCAUGCGAACGUCCUUGCGGCUCAGGAGCUCCUGGAGAGCUGUGGUGGUGUGCCCGGCGUAUUUCGGAUGGAGCACAUCGACAUGCCGCCGAAGCACGAGCUCGAUGGCGCAGAUGUACAAUUUGGCAUGGUGGACGGCGUGUUCCAUGCCUGGACAGCCGCUCGCGACAAGUGUCUCACACACGUAACGCCGAGUGGCGAGUGGUUUCAUGACCUGGACAUACUACACAGCAUUACAUCAGAUGGACCAGCAAAGACAUUUGCUUGGCGUCGGCUCAAGUUUCUGGAAGGCAAGUGGAAUUUGUACAAGCUGCUGAACGAGUACCGCGAGUCUGAUAUGCUCAAACGCGUGUCGCAUCGAGACUUUUACAAUGUGCGCAAAGUCGAUACACAUGUGCACCACAGUGCGAGUAUGAAUCAGAAGCAUCUGCUGCGCUUCAUCAAGGCGAAGAUCAAGAGGCAUGCGGACGAUGUGGUCUUGUGCCGGGAUGGCGAGCCUAUGACGCUGCACCAAGUGUUCCAGCUGCUGGGGCUCACGGCCUAUGACCUCAGCAUCGAUACCCUCGACAUGCAUGCGCAUAUGGAUUCGUUCCACCGCUUUGACCGCUUCAAUCUGAAGUACAAUCCAAUCGGUGAGUCAAAGCUGCGUGAAAUUUUCCUCAAGACGGACAAUUACAUCCGCGGCCGCUAUCUGGCUGAAAUUACUCGCGAAGUGACGCAUGAUCUUGAGCAGAGCAAGUACCAGAUGUGUGAGUAUCGCAUCUCGAUCUACGGCCGGAAUCCGCAUGAAUGGGACAAGCUCGCAGCUUGGGUCGUAGACCACCACCUGUUCAGCCCCAAUGUGCGUUGGCUGAUCCAGGUGCCUCGGUUGUAUGACGUGUACAAAGCCAACGGCAAUGUGCAGAACUUUGAAGAGCUACUGGACAAUGUGUUCCGUCCACUCUUCGAAGUCACGAGCGAUCCUGCAUCGCAUCCGAAACUGCACAUCAUGCUUCAACGGGUAGUGGGCUUCGACAUUGUCGAUGAUGAAAGCAAGCCGGAGCGCCGCUUCCUGCGUCAGUUCCCGCCACCGAAGGAAUGGAAUUUCGCAGUGAGUCCGCCGUAUUCAUACUGGCUCUACUACAUGUAUGCGAAUCUUGCGACGCUGAAUCAGUGGCGACGCAUUCGCUGUUUCAAUACGCUGGUGCUGCGCCCACAUGCGGGAGAAGCGGGAGAUCCUGAUCAUCUGGCAGCUGCGUACCUCACGUCGCAAUCGAUCUCUCAUGGCAUUCUCCUGCGGAAGGUGCCAGUUCUUCAGUAUCUGUAUUACCUGAAGCAGAUUCCUUUGGCCAUGUCGCCCCUGAGCAAUAAUGCGCUAUUCUUGGCUUACGAACGGAAUCCGUUUCCGGACUAUUUCCGCAAAGGUCUCGUCGUAACACUGUCGACAGACGAUCCAUUGCAGUUCCAUCUGUCCAAGGAGCCCCUUUUGGAAGAGUACAGUGUGGCAACGCAGAUCUACAAGCUGUCAUCGACUGACAUGUGUGAGCUGGCUCGCAAUAGUGUGAUUCAGUCUGGCUGGGAAAUGGAAAUCAAACGUCAUUGGCUCGGACGACGCUUCUUUCUGCCGGGCCCCAGCGGCAACGAUGUCUCGAAGACCAAUGUACCGGACAUGCGUCUUCAGUACCGCAACGAGACCCUCAAGCAGGAGCUCGCUUUUGUAUGGCAGCAAUAG
Malassezia globosa CBS 7966 is the source of this 2340-nucleotide messenger RNA. RefSeq lists its product as uncharacterized. Gene Ontology annotation, biological process: AMP metabolic process; IMP salvage. The record is from RefSeq and is a predicted model, not a curated record. The transcript has a single exon. Bases 1 to 2340 code for a protein of 779 amino acids. Gene Ontology annotation, cellular component: cytosol. NCBI's taxonomy places the organism in Eukaryota, Fungi, Basidiomycota, Malasseziomycetes, Malasseziales, Malasseziaceae. Gene Ontology annotation, molecular function: AMP deaminase activity.